AUGCCUCCCAAACAAUUUAAAAAAUCAUUUGCAGCUCAAGGAAAAUUAGAGCAACAACAACGAGAGAGGAGUAUCCGAGAAAAGGAGAGUCAUCUCAAAGCAAAAACUUAUUUGGAGCACUUGGCUGUCGAUUAUAUUAUGAAAACUGUGGUAUUUGAGAAUGCCGAACAAUUGCCUCCCUUUGAAGAAAUGAAGAAUAUUCUUGUGAUGGCACUCAAAACAUCUUUAGCAAGACAACAAUCGGAAACAAUGAGCUCAUACGGCACAACAAAUACAGUCUAUUCCGAAAUUGAGAAAUAUAUUGAUGAAUAUACAGAAUUUUUGAUUAGUGUUUUGAAGAGAGAAAUCAAGAAUGCUGCUUCCGAGAAACAUGAAUCAACUUGUCUCAUUAAUUUCAACAUUAAAGAGGUAAAACCUCUCACAAAGAAUGAAGGAGAAGCUUUUUCUGAGGCCAUGAACAAGAUAUCACUGGUUGAUUUAGUCACCAAGUAA
Molecule: messenger RNA, 492 nt
Organism: Naegleria fowleri
Lineage: Eukaryota; Heterolobosea; Eutetramitea; Acrasida; Naegleriidae
Exons: 1
Coding region: 1-492 (163 amino acids)
Source: RefSeq, a predicted model, not a curated record